Messenger RNA from Poeciliopsis prolifica (blackstripe livebearer), 2445 nucleotides. RefSeq names its product KRI1 homolog (gene kri1). The transcript is spliced from 18 exons. The record is from RefSeq and is a predicted model, not a curated record. Gene Ontology annotation, cellular component: nucleolus; 90S preribosome. Lineage: Eukaryota; Metazoa; Chordata; Actinopteri; Cyprinodontiformes; Poeciliidae. Gene Ontology annotation, biological process: endonucleolytic cleavage in ITS1 to separate SSU-rRNA from 5.8S rRNA and LSU-rRNA from tricistronic rRNA transcript (SSU-rRNA, 5.8S rRNA, LSU-rRNA). Bases 93 to 2351 code for a protein of 752 amino acids.
GGAAACGGCGUGGUUUUGCUCGUAACGUGCUUGUCGACGCGGCUGCAGUGGCUCGUUUUGAUUAAUGCCUGUAACCCGCCGUCACCGAAAACAUGCCGGGCAGCUCGGAACUGAAGAUUAACUCGCAGUUCGCGCAGAAGUACGAGAAGUACCGACAGAAGGAGGAGUUGCAGAAGCUGAAGGACCGAUUCGGAGACCAAGCCGAUGACAGCGACUCCUCCGCGUCCAGCUCUGACGACAGUGAAGUGGACCUGGACCCUGCUCUGGACAGGGACUUUUACAGAACCCUGUCCCUGCUGAAGAAGAGAGACCCGAAAAUCUACGAGAAAGAUGCAAGGUUCUACUCUGAAGACGCGUCCCGGACUGAGGACGGUCCGUCCACGUCCACACAAGUCAAAGUGAAGCCCAUGUACCUGAAGGACUACGAGCGGAAAGUCAUCCUGGAAAAAGGAGGCAAAUAUGAAGACGAUGACGAUAGUGACGAGGAGGAAGCAGCCAGAAGAAGAGAGAGGGCAGCCUCGCCGAGCUACAUCCAGGAGCAGAAGGAGCUCAAAGAGAGCUUCCGGAAGUUUGUCGAGGACAGCGACGAGGACGAGGAGGAAGACGAGGAGGGGGAAGGCGAACCCUCCAAGCUGCUCACCAGAAGGAUCAAAACGCAGGAGGAGGAGGAUAAAGAGGAGGCGGAUUACAUGGACUGGCUCAAAGGUCAGGCUGAGCUGGACGGUCCGGAGGAGGUGAAGGACAUGAAAUACCUGCGAGACUACUGGAACGACCCGCAGCUGGACGACAGGGAGCGAUUCCUCCGGGAUUACGUGCUCAACAAGGGCUACCUGGACGAGGACGACGAGGACGAACGGAUCCCGACGUACGACGAGCUGGUCCAGGAGGACGUGGACGACUCUGAGGAGGAGGGCGAGAGCUUCCUGGAGCGCCAGGAGGACUUCGAGCGGAGCUACAACUUCCGCUUCGAAGAGCCCGGCGCCCUGCAGAUCAAGACCUACCCCCGGAACAUCGCCACGUCCGUCCGCACUAAGGACGACCGCAGGAAGCAGAAGAGGGAGGAGGUGAAGCAGAGGAAACUGAAGGAGAAGGAGCAGAAGCGGGAGCAGCUGAAGCAGCUGAAGAACCUGAAGAGGAAGGAGAUCAUGGACAAGCUGCAGCAGCUGCAGGAGCUGACCGGGAACGAGCAGCUGGCCUUCAGUCAAGCCGACCUGGACGGAGACUUCGACCCCAGGCAGCACGACCAGCUCAUGCAGAAAGUCUUUGGAGACGAGUACUACGGUCAAGAGGAAGAGGAGAAGCCUCAGUUUGACGACGAAGGAAACGAGAUGGAUGAACACUGGAAUUGGGACACCUGGACAGGAGAGGAACGUGAAGAGGGACAUGACGAAGAGGAGUACAGUGCCUCUGGACCGCACUGCGACGACGAAGACUUCAUCAUGGAUGCGGACUACGACCCAAGCCAGCACACCGCCUCCAAGAAGAAGAAGAAAAAGGAAAAGAAGAAGCUGAAGAAGGACGAUCUGCCACAGAUGGGCAAGAAGAAGAAGAAGUCUCACUUUGCCGAGGUCAUCACCAGAACCAAGCCGGUGUUCGACCCCCAGGAGAAAAGCUUCGAGCAGUACCUGGACGAGUACUACAAGCUGGACUACGAGGACAUCAUCGACGACCUUCCCUGCCGCUUCCGCUACAGGCAGGUGGUGCCCAACGACUUCGGCCUGAGCACAGACGAGAUCUUGACUGCCAACGACCAAGAGCUGAACCGCUGGUGCUCGCUGAGGAGGACGUGCAUGUUCAGGUCUGAAAGAGAGGAAAUGAGUGACCUGAAGAACUACAAAAUGAAGGGGCAGAACGUGAGAAAGAAGAAAGAAGUCCUGAGCUCUGUGUAUUCUGAGGAGGAUAAAGAAGCUCUGGAGGCGAAGAGCAAGCUGGGGAAGAAACGGCGAGAUCGUCUGAGGAACGCAGAGAAGCGGAGCGAAGAAGCAGACGAGGCAGUUAAGGCCUUGAGCGAGGCUGUGGACGGCCCAGAGGAAGGGGACGAGAUUCUGGUACCCAAGAAGAAGCAGAAGAGGAAACUAGAGGAACAGACGCAAGAUACGGCCCAGGAGGUGGCAGAUGAACAAAAUGGAGGGGAGAACAGGACUGAAAGGCCAGCGUGGACCAAGAAGCCCCGGCGGUCAGGAGGACGAAUCAAGUCAGGACUCAAGGGGGUGAAAAUAGGCGGCCGAGAGUUCAGCAGACACAGGCUGAAGGCGUACGGGCUGAACCCACGGAGACUGUACUUCAGACAGCUGGGCCGACACAAACGGAAAGAGCAGGAGAAGAAGCUGAAGAAGAACCAAGAGGGAUAGAAAGUUCCCACUGGACUUCACCGUACAAUCUGGUUUUAUACUCGGGAGUAGAAACGAAAGAUGUCAUCAGAAACAUUAAAUGAUCCUAAAGGAA